GAGAGUAAUGGAUUCGUCUUUCUCAGUCCUGUGUUAUUGAAUGAAGGAGAGCCAUAAUCGGCCAACCAGCAAAUGAAGACUCCCGACUCAAGCCGGCAUGACUCAUGAGCGCAUGGAUAUUCCUUAUGCAAGUCACAGAUUCAAAGACGCAGGAUCCCUUUGAUUUUGAUCUAUUCUGCAUCACAAUAAUGAAAUCUCCAUCUCUCACUGCCAACUGCCUCCUCGAGCUCGUCAAUCUAGACAGCACAGAUCAUUUCGCUGAGCUCCAAAGACAACGGAAAAUCUGCGGCUGGUUCUCCGACCCGCAGACCCUCCAGAAAUGGAAACAAAAACAACAAGAAAACCUCAAAGCCCUCUUCUGGAUCACCAUCCCCGAUCCCAUCACUAGUGAUGAGAAAGGCAUUCGCAUUCGCGCAGGCCACAUCGCCCUCGACGCAUACUGCGACCCGCCUGACCCCGACCUCGCGCGCGCAGACAAGUCCGUGCUGACCAUCAGCUCGUUCUUCAUCCUGCCUGAAUACCGCUCCUACGGGCUGGGACGGCAUGCGAUGCGCUUGAUUGAGGAAAUGGCCAUCGUGGAGCCGUAUGGUAGCCCGCGCUGUCGGUUCGUUACGCUUAAUGCGCAGAGUAAACGGUAUCUGUAUGAUGAGGGGCCCGAGUGGCGGGGUCUCUGGGAGAGACUGGGCAUGACGCCGCCGGCGUUUAGUAUUCAGGAGUGGUAUGAGAGUCUUGGGUAUGUGAGCUGGAAGGAAGAGCCGCUUUAUGAGGAGAGGACGCUGGAUGGGGAGGUGGUUAAGCUGUGGGAGGCGUUCAUGAGGAAGGAGGUGCAGCCGGAGACUUCCGUUGAUCAAUAAACUGGGAUUUUGAUAUGUCUCUCCCCGAGUUCUCUAGUCUUGGAGUACAAUGCAUUGUCCCAUAUGUUGGGAGACAAAGGAGGGUGAGACAAUGCAUUGUAUUCCCUGUUUAAUAGAUUUUCGCGAGGUAAUGGGAAACAAAGAACAACACUGCAUUAUAUUCCCGUAUACUUCAU
Aspergillus novofumigatus IBT 16806 is the source of this 1030-nucleotide messenger RNA. RefSeq lists its product as uncharacterized. Gene Ontology annotation, molecular function: acyltransferase activity, transferring groups other than amino-acyl groups. The record is from RefSeq and is a predicted model, not a curated record. Bases 189 to 854 code for a protein of 221 amino acids. The transcript is spliced from 2 exons. Lineage: Eukaryota; Fungi; Ascomycota; Eurotiomycetes; Eurotiales; Aspergillaceae.